This is a messenger RNA of Pelobates cultripes (western spadefoot toad), 32799 nucleotides long. The record is from the annotation of a GenBank genome assembly. Lineage: Eukaryota; Metazoa; Chordata; Amphibia; Anura; Pelobatidae.
CCUGCCUUUCAGGUGAGGCUGAACCCACCUGGACCCUCCCCCAGCCUGCCUUUCAGGUGAGGCUGGACUCACAGGAGGAGUGACUCACCUGUCCCCUCCCCCAGCCUGCCUGCCUGCCUCCCUCCUCCCAGGUGUCCCGUCCCUGACGUAUUGUGGGUGUCUCACUUGGCCAACUCCACACCAGGAAAUACCUUCACCCCCCCAUAAGACUACACUGCUUCUGACCUCUGACCCCUGCACCUUGAACCCAGCACAGGGGAGAAGAAUGUAAGUUUACUUUGAUCCCCCUUAAAUCUUCCCAGGUAACACAGGUAAAGCCAGAAAUUCCUUUAAUCUUUCCCUACACCCCCUCCCUCCCUCCCUUCCUUCCAUGCCUCCUUCCAAGUGUGAGGCAGCUUUUAAUCCUAUAGCUGUCAGGGGUCCCCUGUAACUCAUCACAGACUCAAAGGGUUAAUAUUUUCUGUAAGGCUUUCUAAGCAUAUCUAUAACCCCCUAUCACUGUUUUGUUUUUUUCCUUUUUGUGACAAAGUUAAUGUCUACAAUUUCACCACCAAGUCAGCUGUGAAAUGUAACUGUGAUUUAAUGCAAUAUUUAAUGCAGGUAUGACGGCUAAAGUAAGUCGUUAAAAGUCCACAUUUUAAUUUUAAGAGCAAUGCAAGUAAUGUGCAGCAUUAAAUCGAUGGGGGUCAUAUGGCUAACUUUAUUAAUUUGCUACUCUGUACCGCAUUCUUAUAUGUAAAUAUCAUUAACUAGCCUUGUCGCCUUCGUUUCGGGGAGCUCAGAGCUUGUCAGCAUCUCCGCCUGAUUUAGGGUGAUUUUAGGGAAUUUUUCUAACUUUAUUUAUUUUUAUACACCACAAAUGUCACGAUUUUGAUCUAAAAAAAUUAGAUUUUAAAAAGUGGUGGCAUUGGGUACAAAUAAGUAGAAAAGAAAAAAAAAUCUUUAAAUUCCUAAAAAUUCUCACUUUAGUGAAUGUGCCUAAUUAUGGAGAGAUUUUCGUAACCCCCCACCCUCAACAUACGCGUUCUGGGAUGUGGGCCACCGUGGGCUGUGUAAAAGAAUCAUGUAACUGGCAUGGGGUGCGAAGGGUCAGUCUGAAGAAUUGGCAAACCACCCGAGCAUGAAUGAUGCCUGGCUGCUGCCAAUCAGGGUUAUUUACUAACCUGGGAAUUCAAAGUGUAUUUUAAGGCCAGAGCAGCUGAACUGAAGGCAUCGCUGAACUUUUCCAGUUUGAUUGUUUUAAUCUUAAAUUUAAAAGUCACUUUGAAUUUUCUCAUUGGUAAAUAACCUUGUUUGUUUAGAAAUCUGCGAGGUUUGUUUACAAAACUGAAAAACUUCUCCAAGCAAGCUACGUUUUUAAGUUGCUUUUCUGACAUAAAACUUGCAAUGACUUUGGAUUCUCCACAAUUCACGCUUCAGUAAAUAAUUUAUUCUGAUGGUUAAGCUUGAAAGGUGGCUGAGUGUGCUGGGUGUAGUAGUCUGCGAAGGCAGGAGUGUCUGUUUUUGCUGAUGUCUGGGUGUUAUUGGUCAUUGUUCAGUAGAACGUGCUUAGUCAGCGUGCUAUUUCCAUGAUUCAUGGCUUUGUCCCAGGCUGCACGUAUGUGGAGACACUGUGCACUGAUUUUAGGCAGGGUCAUAUUUUCUGAAUAAUCCACCUGAUUCUCACUGUGUGAUUUUGGAUAAAAUUCCUGUCCCGGGGGAAUACUGUAGGGUAAAUCUGCUUCACUGCGAGUCCCAGAGAAGUGACCCUGUCUUGUUACGUAGGUAGGUUAAAUGUACCUUCCGCGUUGUAUGUUACUUUGCCUCCCCAUAAUACCCUGGGCAAUUCAUGUUUUGCAUUUUCUGUAAAAGCGCAGUAUGUGUGCAAGAGUCAUACAUGCAACUCUAAAAAAGGAUUAAAGGAACACUAUAAACACCAUGACCACCGCAACACACUGAGUGUCUUGGCAUCCUCCCACAGUAAGUAGUCAAAUGGUUUGAAAAUUUACAUGGGGUCCGCUGAGGGUGUGCCCUUGCUGGUUCUGAAAUCGGAAGCCCCUGUACUGAGCCAAACCUUGAGGUGCCGAGCCACACUGAUUGGCUGAGAGUGCUCCGCUGACGCCCUUCGACAAAUAGCUGGCCGUAUACGCAAGGCCUGGCUUGGUGGAGCUAAUCGUAACUCCUUGCAGGAGACAGACAGGUACUCUGUGGACCCCAGAUUAGUUUCAUAAACCAUUCUGAAACUGUUUAAUUACUUACUAUAACCACUACUGGGUGCACUUGUCGUGUUCCUGCAACUAAUUUACAUGUUAUCUAAAUUUAAAAGCCCGCUAAUAAGAUUAAAAAAAAUAAACCAGAAAAAGCACAAUCAAUAGAUAUAUGGUUGUACAAAAACGUCAUUAAAGUUCCACUUAGACUCAAACUAACAGAUUUAAUGCACACUGUGAGAGUUAAAUAAAUACCUACAUUCUUACCAGAUUAUUAGCUCUGGCUAAACUCUUGUUCCUGCUACAUCCCCACAACCUUGGCCAAGCAGCUCAAAUUUCAAGCUCUUUGGGGGUCUCCCGGUAGAAAUAUAAUUGUUUACCCCGUACACCCAUAUCCAACCACACAGAAGGUUUAUAUUUCGUAUGAGGUCAUUUUGUUGCAUUUAUGACAUUCUAGUUACUCCAGAUCAUGCAGGUACUUCAGUGAUAAAACUCUUACCUUCUAUUGUAGCACAAUAUAAUAACUCCAUGGCUCUGAAAAAGUCAGUAAAAAAUAUAGUUUCGUCCACCUUAUAUAAAACGAAUGACGCAUGUCAAAAAUGUCUGUGUUUAUGUGAACUGCAUGUCAUGCAGAAUAUUUUUUUUUUUUUUAAAUCAACAAAAAACUGGUUUGUUGUAAAGAAGAAUUUAGUGCACUAAUGGCCUGUACGGGACAUUUUUAAACCAUUAGUAGAAACCUUUCUAAACAGGGCUCUUCAAAUCCUUCUCAUUGAGCUGUAAUGCUGUCACAGAACGUCUAUGGGAGGGCUUGCUGUAGCUUCAGAUACUAGAUCUGCAGCUAUUUAUUGUAUACGAAGAUGUCAUACACCCGCAAAGACAGCCUUCAAAAUCAAUUACAUGCACAUUUUAUUGGGGGAUGGUAUAUCUAUUGUAUUACUUUAAAAGUCGAGUGCAGCUCAGAGGUAAAGUAGGCAUGCUCUGCUUAUAAUGAGGUAUGUUCACCUAUUUAUCUUAAUGCACCCGAAGUACAUCGUUUCUGUAAGCUGAGAUAUAGUCAUAAUGCCAUUAACCUGUGACUAGUUUCCUUGCUGCAUAUUUUUUUUGGGUGAUUUGUGAUGUAUAUCUUUAGUCCUUCUCUCUCUUACUGAAGUUUUUGUUUUUUUUGUUGAAGAUGGAGUGAUCAUGGACUCGGAAGGAGGGUACGAGACAGUACAGGAGGAUGAGAGGUGCCAUCUUGGCAGAGGCAGGAGUGUCACACAUCAACAAAAUAUAGUUCAACCAAGCCAGGGUGCUGCAGAGACUUCUGGAAGAGAUGAAACAAUCAUGGAAUCUACAGACUUUCUUUUGGAUGAUAAUGGGCGGGGUAUUGAGAGUAACCUUGUGGGCAACAUAGGAAUACUAAAUACAGUAACUGGAAAUUAUGAAGUCCAGGCCACCGGCCAGCCACGUGAGCUCCAUCCAACCAGAGAUAUCACCGGCCGGCCAUGUGACCUCUCUCCAAACAGUGAUUUAAGAGAAAAUGUACACACUAAAAGUUAUCUAGACAACCUGGAGAUGGUCUGUGGUGAAACGGAGCUAGGCAAUGAGGAAGAAAAGACUGUUAACAAAGAGACAGUGAAAGUCCUGGUGGAACCACAGAGUGUUAUUGAGACCGAUAGUGAGGAGAGUGAAGAUUGGGAGACAGCCAGUGAGGAGAAUUUUACUUUUGGGGAUGAAACAGAGGCUAUAAAUAUAGAGCCCUCAAGUGCUGAGUUAGAGAUAGCCAGUGAGGAAUGUAAAGAAGACACUAUAAUGAAACAGUCCAAGAUUAAUGAGGCAUCCAUUGAACAGACAAAUAAAGCCAGAGUGGAGACUGAUUGUGAAGAUAACAGUACUUCUCAGAGUAAUUAUAAUGAAACAGAGGCUGUCCAUAAAGAGACCAUUUGGGAGGUUGCUAAGGCUGACUGUGAAGAUACAGUAGAAGAGGUUACUAAGGCUGACUGUGAAGGCACAGUUGACGUUGACAGCAGAGACACAGCCAGGGAAGUAACUGAAGCUAACAGCAAGGAGACAGUCAAGGAGGUUAUCAAAGCUGACCGCAAGAACACAACUGGGGAGGUUACCGAGGUUCAAAGCAAAGAUAACGCCAGGGAGAUGACCAAAGAAGAUAAAAAAGAGACAGUUAAGGAGAUGGCUGGAGAUUAUUGCAAGAACACCAUCAAGGAAGUGAUGGUGGAUGACCGCAUGGAGACAACCAAGGAAAUGACAGAGGCUGGCAGCAACGAGACAUCAACGCAAGUCCCCAGAGAAGACGGCAAGCAGGCAUCCGAAGAAGUGAUCGAGGCUGGCAGCCAUGAGAUAUCGGAGGAAGUGAUCAAGGCUGGUGGCCAAGAGGCAUCUGAGGAAGUGAUCGAGGCUGGUGGCCAAGAGGCAUCUGAGGAAGUGAUCGAGGCUGGUGGCCAAGAGGCAUCUGAGGAAGUGAUCGAGGCUGGUGGCCAAGAGGCAUCUGAGGAAGUGAUCGAGGCUGGUGGCCAAGAGGCAUCUGAGGAAGUGAUCGAGGCUGGUGGCCAUGAGAUAUCGGAGGAAGUGAUUGAAACUGGUGGCCAAGAGGCAUCUGAGGAAGUGAUCGAGGCUGGUGGCCAAGAGGCAUCUGAGGAAGUGAUCGAGGCUGGUGGCCAAGAGGCAUCUGAGGAAGUGAUCGAGGCUGGUGGCCAAGAGGCAUCUGAGGAAGUGAUCGAGGCUGGUGGCCAAGAGGCAUCUGAGGAAGUGAACGAGGCUGGCGGCCAAGAGGUAUCUGAGCAAGUGAUCGAGGCUGGCGGCCAAGAGGCACCGGAGGAAGUGAUCGAGGCUGGCGGCCAAGAGGCACCGGAGGAAGUGAUCGAGGCUGGCGGCCAAGAGGCACCGGAGGAAGAGAUCGAGGCUGGCGGCCAAGAGGCACCGGAGGAAGUGAUCGAGGCUGGCGGCCAAGAGGCACCGGAGGAAGUGAUCGAGGCUGGCGGCCAAGAGGCACCGGAGGAAGUGAUCGAGGCUGGCGGCCAAGAGGCACCGGAGGAAGUGAUCGAGGCUGGCGGCCAAGAGGCACCGGAGGAAGUGAUCGAGGCUGGCGGCCAAGAGGCACCGGAGGAAGUGAUCGAGGCUGGCGGCCAAGAGGCACCGGAGGAAGUGAUCGAGGCUGGCAUUAAGACUGCUGGCAGUGAGGAUAUUGACAGAGAGACAGACCAGGACAGAGACACACUUUGCGCAGAGACAAGUGUUGAUGACUUAAAGAAAGAAGAGGUGAUUAGUAAAGAGACACAGACCGUAAUUGAAGUAAAUAUGGUACAGUCUGGUAUAUUAACAGAACUGAGACAGGCCAGCAAUGAAAAAAAUGAGCCGGUCUUACAAGAAACAUCUCACCAGAAAUUAGAUUUGGAGGUUAGUGCAGAAGAAUGGGAAAUAAAAGAUGAAUAUGGAGAUUAUCUGGUUGUUGCAGAGAGUGUAGACUCUGGAAAUAAAAGUCCAGUUGAGACUUCAGCAGAGGUCCCUUACACUGUGUGGAGACCAGGAGAUGAACUCAAUGAAGACUUUAUAAGUGAAAGAAAGCUGGACUUAGUGUUGGCGGAGACACAAAGUGGUGAUAAAGAGAUAGACAUGGAGGUUACUGAAAGUGAUGCAGUCAUUCAAAACAGAGAAAUGCAUACUGAAGAAGUCCAAGACGAAAGCAAAAAACAAACGUCAAUUGGAGAGAGGGACAAAACUGAAAAUGAGGUUUUAUUUGAGAAUGAGCAAAAACGAACUAGUAAACAGUUAUUGAUGGGGCUAAGACAAUUGGCAGAUAAGACUGACCAGCAGACUCAAAAUGUUGCAAGUGAGGGAGCCAUUUAUAGCUCUGACUCUACUAAUUUGGGAAAGUUGGAAGAGUUUGUAUCGUCUGAUCUCCGUUCUCAGUCUCCUACUCCUGAGAGCAAUGUGCUUGAAAAAACGCAAAAAGAGGAUGUUGUACUGUGGUAUUCUGAUGGACAGUCUGUAAGUGUGGCUCAGUCCCCAGACUUUAUCAAUGUAGAUGAAAUUAAGCUGAAUCCAGAAAAUCUACAAGUGGACCUGGAGGGAAACGUGCACACAUCUGGGGUGGUUCAAAGCAGUCAGACUUGUAAAAGUAAGUUUCAGGUUCUAGGAGAUAUUUCCCAGGAUGUUGGUACAUCAAUUGAAGGUACAAUGUUGCAUCCUAUUUUAGAGGAUACACACAAUACAUAUUUACAACCAGAAUACCAGACUGGCUUGAAACAGAUUGAAGAAAUGUUUUCCCAAAAGACGAUGGGCAGCAUCACUCAUCAGCAUCAUAUGUCAAAUGAAAAUGUCUAUCACAAACCUAAUGAAGGCAAUGUUGUAAAGAUAAAGGAUAUAGAGACAUGUGAAUCUAGUACACAAAAUGUUCUAAGUCAGGAGAAUAAUCCAUACCGCGGCAGUGAACUGGAGGUAGAAAGUGGCCACCUUCAAUUUGGUGUUCUUAGUGAGUGUCCUAUCACAAAUGAUACAACCCAGAUUCUAAAACAUCCUGACAAUAUUUUGAAUUUUCCUGCUCUACAGACCACCGAUUCACAGUCAACUGUAACUAAGAGGGAAGUGGUGAAAACCACAGGAAGUCCUAUUUUCAGUACCAAUAUUGCUAAUGCAGAUGGUAGUACUCUUAAAGAACCCAAUACUGACAAUACAGCUAGGGAUACAUUAUCAAGAACUAAGUUCACUUUCUGCCCCAUGCAGAUAUUUAACCCAACACUACUUCUCAGUCAUAGUCCAGAGGAACCUGGAUUUUACUCAGAAGGACAAGUCACAGAGGGGCUGAAGGAUCUUACCAAAUAUGCAAUUGGAUCUCUACCUGAAGAGGAAAGCCAAAAUCCACUGAUAACGAGCCAGUUUAGUAAUCAUCCCAGUGAAUCUGGUGAAACCAGUGAUUCUGAUGAAAGCACUACCAUAAAACAACCCAAAGGUCAGUAUGUUUCUCCUUUGUGGCUGCCUCCUCGUCCUUCCCGCUAUGUGGCUAAUUCUGAGGCAUCUUCCAAAAGAAGGAAUUAUCCACAAGCUAGGCCAGCAGAAAGCUCUUUGAUGAGGAGAGCCACUGUAAGACACAAAAGGAACAGCUAUGUAGAUCCCAACCAGCCUUACAAGGGAUUUGGUCCUGUGAAUCCUCUUCGUGCACCAAUUCAUUCACAAGAAACCAGAAGCAAUAGUGAACUACAGUCUGGGCCCAAGAGUUCACCACAAACUGGCACUCUGAUUCGACAGUCCAAGAUUUCAGAAGAUGCACCGUCUGUAUUUGGGUAUCCCAGGAACAAAGCCCCCAUGGACAUGUUAAAUGGUAAGUUGAAGACCAUGUUAUGUUUCUCUGCAGAAAAGGUUCUAGGUUUUUUUCCAUUCAGUUUUUGAUUGGACUCUUUCCCGGCUCAAUAUUUAUGAAUUUCCUCAGCUGUGUUCAAAUACGGAUAUCCAUGAACCCUGGAAUAUUAAUUACACGUUUGAAGAACACACUCAUAGUUUAUCAGGUAUUAUUUCUGCCAUUAUUUAAAUGGCUAAUGCAAACAAAAGUGUUUUAAGAAUAUACUGUUUUUGGUCAGGGUUACCCUUCCUAUCCUGGACUCCCCUCCCCAAUUAAAUUUAUUAAAUUAAAUUUAUUAAAAUGUACCUCUGUUCCAGUGCUGAGCCCAAUCCUCUAGUGAUGUCACUCCCCCCUUGAUGGGUGUCAGGGAGGAUGGGCUCAGGGGAGGACAUGUGCCACACAGAAGGGAGUAUGCUGCCAUUGACUGUCGCUAGCGUGCUGACUGCGUGCUCCAAACAUGCCCAGAACUGACCAUAGCCAGCUGUUACCCUUGCAUAGAGCUGGUUAAUGAUGCCCCAGUGACACUGAUCAUACAGACUCCAGGCACCAUGACCACUGCAAAUCACUGAGUUACCCUUUAACUACAUUGUAACAUUGUCCAAAUGCUUGAGGAAGAAAAUGUUUUCGGGAGUCAUUAGCAAGAUUUUAGGCUUAAAGAGCUACUGCUGCUCAAUCUAACUUGCAGCUGCCGUGAUUGCUGCGUGUGAACCUGCGGCAGCCGCAAGUUGGAUUUAUCAGCAGUUUGUACGAUAACUGUAAAGUCAGCUAAAAACCUUAAUUUUCAUAAAGAAGAUAGAUAUAUGUAAUUUAGAAAAAGAUAUAUAUAUCAUUGCGUUUCUUAUAUGCAACUGUUGUCGUUUUGUGAAAGCAUUUUCCUUGGAGGCUGAGUGGGCUCACAUUGAUCUGGUUUUUGUUUUUGGGGGGGGGGGUUUGGUUUUUUUUUUUUGUGUGUUUGGUUAAAUAUACAAAUCCUAUAUUUUAUUAUUGACCAAUUUUUCAUUUCAUAAACAUGAGAAUUGCAAUCUGAUUGAAAUAUGGUAAUUGUUUACAGAAUAUUGUCAUUCCAGACACAAUUUGGUGUUUAGUUAAUGACGCCUCAGGCUCGACAUCAGAAUCCUCCCAGAUAUUCUAAUGAUUGAACGUGUGUAUGUGAUACAGGGCUUAACAUUUGAAGUCCUUUUGAUUUUAGCCAGGCCUUAAGUUACUUGCCACUGCAUGUUAUAGCAUUCUUACUGAGGGUGAUUUUUCACUCUCCAGUGGCCACUGGAAAAUUUAAACUCUGUGUGUGUGUAUUGAUCAGCCACAACAUUAAAACACCUGCCUAAUAUCAUUUCUGUCCCAAUCAUACUUCCAAAACUCUACAAGACCUUUGAACGUGUCCUGUGGUAUCUGGCAUCAGGGUUAUGGUCCCAAGGUACUUUGAUGCAAGUCUGAAGCAGGUCUUUUUGUACAGAAGAGCUACUGUAGCUCAAAUUUCUGAAAAUAGUAAUGCUAGCCAUGAUGGAAAGGUGUCAGGUGAACACAGUGCAUUGCAGUUUGCUGUGUAUGGAGCUGCAUAGCCACGUACCAUUCAAAGUGACCAUAAAAACCCCUAUCCACUGCUGAAAGUAGUUAAAAUCUCUUUUAAUGGGGACAUGAGCACCAGAACUGGAACAUGUUCUGAUGAAUCACGUUUUCUUUUAGACCUGGUGGAAGACAGUUUGUGUGCAUUGUGUACUUCAGAGGAGAGAUGGUAACAGGAUGCACUAUGGAAUUUAGUAGGCAGCAAGUGAACAGUCCGUUCUUGAAUUUCAUGUGUUGGAAGCAGGAAAAAUGGGCAAGGGAAAAGAUCUGAGUGACUAUGACAAGAGCCAUGGCUAGAUAACUAGGUCAGAGCAUCUCCAAAUUGGCAAGUCUUGUGGAGUGUCCCCAGUAUGCAGUGGUUACUAACUACCAAAAGUGGUGCAAGAAAGGACCACAGGUAAAAAGGCAUCUGGGUCAUGAGCGUCCAAGGCUCAUUGAUGCACAUCGGGAGCGAAGGCUAGCCUGCUUGUCCGAUCACACUGAAGAUACUGUAACUAAAAUUGCUGAAAAACCUAAUGCUGGCCAUGAACGAAAGGUGUCGGAACACACAUUGUAUCGCAGUUUGCUUUGUAUGGGGCUGCAUGGCUCAGACCAAUCAGAGUGCUGAUAAUGACUUUUGUGUGUUCUGCUUGAGAAUCUUGGGUCCUGGCAUUCUCGUGCAUGUUAUUUUGACAUGUACCAUCUACCUACAGAUUGUUGCAAACCAGGUACUGCCCUUAAUGGCAAUGUGUGCCCUCUUUUGGCAGGAUAAUGCAUCCUGCCACACUACAAAAUUGUUCAGGAAUGGUUUGAGGAACAUGACAGUUGUCCUCCAAAUUUCCCAGAUCUCAAUCUAGUUAAGCAUCUGUGGGAUGUGCUGGAACAUUAAUUCAAACCAUGGAGGCCCCACCUCGCAACUUGAAGGACUUAAAAGACCUGCCACUAAUGCCUUGGUGUCAGAUACCACAGGACACAUUCAGAGGUCUUGUGAAGUCCAUGCCUCAACGCUCAGAGCUGUUUUUGGCAGCACAAAGGGGAACUACACCAUAUUAGGCAGGAGGUUUCAGUGUUGUGGCCGAUCUGUGUGUAUGUAGUAUUAGCCCUGUGUAUAUUGCUUAAUAAAAUAAAAGAAAUUAUACAGCAGCAUGUGGCAUUUAGUAGUAAAUAUGAAACAUCUGGUGAAUAUUGCUCAUAUGAAUUAAAUGUUGUUUUUCUGAUUUUACGUACAAUGAGAGCCUUGAGACCUAGACCAGCAGGAUCAAGCUUUCCAUUUAAAACAACGUGGUUUUGGAAACUGUGGUUUUGAUGACCCCCUGAGGCGAUCUACCUACAAUAACUUUGGUCAGAGGUUAUAUUCUUGUACUGUGAUGCAAUGUUCUAUUUUAUGAUUUAUAUUUUAUGUUGCUGCAGAGGAAGAUUCUGUUGUAAAGGAAACGAGGCCAAGAUUCUCGGAGUCUGUUGUCCAAAGGUAGGGCACUGGACGUCCUGUGGUUUUUGGGUGUUUCCUCUUAAGGUUAAACAUUGCAAUUGCAAGAAGAAAAGGGAUGAUGGGUGGCUACUUAAUUAGGCUGAAGAACAGCGGUAGGCAACCUUUGACCCUCCAGAUAUUAUGGUCUACAUCUCCCAUAUUGCUCUAAGAGGCUUAAUACUGGCAAAGCAUCAGGCAAGAUGUAGGUCACAACAUCUGGAGUGCUGUAGGUUACCUACCCCUACUGUAGAAGAUAUAUAAACCUGUCAAUUGAAGGACGCCCACACUGCAGGUUUGACAGGACAUCUACUGUCCGACAUCAGGUCAAACCAUGCAGAAACAAAGAGCAGGUUAAUCCAUGUAAAUUCAAACAAAUGUAGACAAAUGUACAAACCGUGAUCCUUGGACAGCUUUGACUGCAGACCCAACUAGAGCCCCACAAUGCAGAAAACUAGGGUGUUUUCAGGGUUAUUAAAACCAAAUUCAAAGUGGGAAAAAUUCGACAAAUCACCUAUGUUUAUGACUGUUUCGAACUAAAAUGUGUCAUUCUCUUGUAUAUUAUCCUUUCACAGAUACAAUUAUUCUCUGUUAUAGUCUUCAGUAAUUUAACUUUUUUUUUAAAAGUUCGCAGCCUUUAACUUGUGUGAAUAAAGUGCAAACUUCUCUUAUUAUUCCACUGGUUUAUAGUUGGGGUUAAAGAUCAACAAAGCAGAUUAAAAAGAUAUUCAAAUAAAUCACACUGUUCAUAAAAGGAAAGAACAGUGGCUUUUGAUAUUGUGCCCUUCGGUUUCCGUAUGUGACUCACCCAAUAUUAUUCCAAGUUAUGCUGAAUUCUCCAGUUAAGGAGAAAGGGCAAAGUCUGAAUUUAUUCAAGGUGAAUAAUUUCUCACUGCGUCAUAGUAAAUCCUUCCUUAAACUGAGAUUCUUGGCAAGGAGUUACCUUGAUAUGUAUUUCACAGUCUGAUAGUUUAUAUUUUAUUUAUAUAUUUUUUUUUACUAUUUCAUGUUGUUUGUCAGCAGCCGUUUAGUGAAUUAAUAUGUAGAUCUAAUAUAAUAGUGCUCGUUGGAGGCAAUCUGUAAUAGCCUCCUGAGAUGCAGCCCAUAAACUUGUGUCCUCUGUACUAGACAUUUUGUUCACAUGCAUUUCCUUUUAUUCUUUUGAGCUACUCUAUCAAUCCCUACUGUAUUGUAAAGAGGACAUCCUGGGCUUUCCAGUGAUAUGACAUGUGAUAGGCUGGGAUGCUGGCAGGUUGCUCUUCCUUUUCAUAAAAAAUGGAAAGAAAUUGGAAGACCAAUUUUUUUAUUUUUUUAUUUAUUUUUUUCUUCUUCUCAGUUUCCAGGAGGAUAUAGUGGCCAGGGUGAGGCUUCAUGAUGCACACAAUAGACUUGAAUCUCAGUUGAGAAACAGUGACCAGCACUAAUGAAAUGAUAAGCUGGUUCGCAUGACGCUUUUAUGUCCACUGAUGCGAACCGUCCGUGGUCUGCAAGUCUGGCCAACAUAUCCCAGUCCACAAGGACAUUUAAUGCGUUAUAAGAAAAUUAGUUGUGCAAAGCAUCUCAUUUUUUUCCAGGAUCAACAAGGUUUCCUUGUCACCAGAGAAGAGCGGGUGGCUAAAAUAGCUAGUUAUAUCAUGUUUUAUAUAAAAAAAAAAAUCACGCUAACAACCAGUGGAGACCCCCCAAAAAUGCCCAAGAUCCAAUUUUGGGUCCUUAAUCAAAGAGUUUGAAAUCGUGCCGUGUAGUACAUAUCAGAAGUAUAAUAACCGUGCAACUGGAGGUUUCCAACUCUUGGUUUAAGGAUCCAAAUUUGGAUCUCCAAUUCUGCACCUCCUCUUCCAUAUUAGCGAUCCCUUAGUAGAGGUUGUGAAAUAACUAGCAUAAUAUCUUGUCUCUGGAUCAUAGUCUAAGAUGUCAAUACAUGCAGAUCCUGACUAAGACGUUUUAUCUUGCAAACAUUUUCAGUCGUAUAUUUCUGGUACUUUAAUGUAUUUGCAUAUUAAUUAAUUGUAUAUUGACCUUUCUUGUAGAGACAAAAAUUCCCGGGUCCUGAAUCCUCUAUCCGAAGCCACGUGGGAUUUCCAGAGACGCCAGUCAAAGCUCAUCAACAACUGUAGGUUACAAGUUAGACUUUUUCAACUGCCCAAAUACAAAAACUUUUAAAAAUAAAAUUCACUGUUUAAUAGAACCGUGAAAGGAAAACAUGUAUGCAAUAAAUUGUGCAUUUUUUUUCAUUUGGUAUACAUUUAAAAUCAACUUGCAAUAGCUGCAGAUCCCUUGUCUGCAACCUUUGAAAGUGCUCCCCUUCUAAUCCCGCCCAGACUUUCUGUGGCUGUCCAAUCACAGACUCCCAAUACAGCUCAAUGAGAAGUCUUUGCAAGGCAGGUGCUCUGGGCAAUUGCACGGAUCUCCACUGAUCUAACCAAACUAGGAAGUCACAGGACUCGUUGACUAAUUGAUAGCCAGGGGGUAUAACAGUUAAUUUCUAAAAUUAUAUAUUCCAUUGAUAUCUGCACUUUUUGUAAAUUUGAAAAAAAAGAGAACAAGCUCUUCAUACAUAAAAAAAACUUCAACAAGCUAAAGAUUUUUAGGGGUCUGGAGUGUCCCUUAAAGGGGAGGGAAGGGGUUUGACUUUCCUCUUCAGAUCCUAGUGAAAACUCCUGGGGGACAUUGAAGGCAUAUUAGAAAGAGAAUUAUUGUAUAGUUUGUCUUGGAAAAAUGUGUCUACUUCCAUUUCUGGUACAAGUUAGCCAAACAAAAUAUGAUCUUGUAGUGGCCAUAUGUCAGAACAACAUUUCAACCUUUCUAUUUAUUGAAUUUUGUUUUCCCACUCCCCCCCCCCGCCCCCCCAGUACAGAUAUAAACUGUAUCCUAGUAGAGAUUUGACAGGGGGGGGAGGGUGAAAAGAUAAGGAAUCUGGUCUGGGGGAGCUGUUGUGGGUUUCCAGAUUUCAUUCCAUAAAAGCACAUUGCACAUCGUAGGAUUCGAAGCUCCUGGCAGGAGAUAAACCAAGUCCCACUCACAACCUACUAGGAUCGUUGGAGACUGAUCGUUGGAGACAGAAAGCCAAGCUUAUAAGCUAAUGCUGCCAACCUCGAUUUUGUUGGCUUGUGGGGUUAUGGAUAAGCUUUAAUGGGGGAUAUGCCUUUUGGGGUUAAUAGAGAUGAAGGAUGAUAGGAAGGUCUUUGUUGAAGAAUAUCCUAGGACAAAGUAUUAAGGGUUGGAGAACAUUAUAGGAACUGUAAUUCUGAAAUAUCUUGGUUAUAGUUGGUUCUUCCAGUACAGAGAAUAGGAAUGUUCUUCUAAUAAUGGAGUACCUGUGAGGCUGAAAGAUGCAGGAGCUGCUGAGGGAAGGGCAGGCAUGCUGACUGAGCUCUUCAUAGCCCACUCGAUGCAUGUAGAGACUUCUGUUUUGGUCUGAGAUUGUUGGUCAUUUUAUUGCUAUAUUAGAAGCAAUCUAUGAAACAAAUGCAUUUAUUAACCAUUCCUAUGUCUCUCCAAUCCCCAGCCAACCUCCUGUAUCAGGAAUACAGUGAUGUGGCUCAAAACCAAGAAAUCCAGAGACAGAAACCUCAGGACUCUCCAUCAGAAGAAAAGGAUCCUGGAUCCCCCAGGCUGCGACGCCGUGCACUGUCUUCCCAAGACUCCUACCUACAGCGUCUGUCUGUGUCUUCGGCUGACUCACUCUGGCAGGACAUCCCUGUGAUACGGGGUAGCUCAACCUUACUUUCCAUGACCCGCGAUGAGCAGAAACUGCAAGAGGUAGAAAGCUCUCGACAUAUGUGUAAAGACAAGUUAUGGCUGCCCUGGCUAGUGUUGCCCAUAUUGCGCUCUACAGGGAGCAGGGGAGCCCGUAUUGCCGUCUUCUACAGGGAGGAGGGGAGCCCGUAUUCUACAGGGAGGAGGGGAGCCCGUAUUCUACAGGGAGGAGGGGAGCCCGUAUUCUACAGGGAGGAGGGGAGCCCGUAUUCUACAGGGAGGAGGGGAGCCCGUAUUCUACAGGGAGCAGAAAAGCUGGGGUUGUAAUAGGUGCACAUAGAACUCCACACAUACUUCCCUUGUUCGUUUUUUUUUGUUUGUUUGUUUUUUAACCCCAGUCUCGGCUGGUUUUGUCUUCUCUCCCUCAGGCGAAGUUUGAACUGAUCAUGUCGGAGGCGCUCUAUUUGCGCAGCCUGAACAUCGCUGUUGAUCACUUUCAGCGUAACCCAGAGCUGCAAGAGGUUCUCAGCGCUCAGGAUCGCCAGUGGCUGUUCUCUCGUCUUACUGAAGUGCGAGAAGCCAGUUCUGAGUGAGUUCCUAAACACAGUUUACUUUUAUUAUAAUUCGGAGCAAUUGAUCUCCAUGGAAACUAAUGCAAUGAGUCAGAUGAUCUCUUAUUGCCUGUUUUAGAAACAAACUCCCACCAUGCCUAGAUAUGAUCUUACAGACGUGAAAAUAUAAUUGUAAGCUUGUGGACUCUGAGUGAAACACAAUACUUGUCUGUUUGAGGGAGUAUAAAAGAAAGAAGAGGUUGGAUUGCUGUUAUUUAUAGUCCAUGCUGAGAGAUGAUUGGUUGGAUUGCUGUUAUUUAUAGUCCAUGCUGAGAGAUGAUUGGUUGGAUCGCUGUUAUUUAUAGUCUAUCCCAGUGGUUCCCAAACUUUUUAGGUUCAAGGCGUCCAUAAUAUUUCAAUAUUUUUCCAAGGCGCCCCAAGUCAAAACUAUUUUCUUGGUUAUAUAUAUAUAUAUAUAUAUAUCGCAGUGGCAUAUACUGGGCCCCUGUUCGACAGAAAUGCUUGCCGUUUAAGCGCAGAUCCAGAACCUAAUCUUGGGAGGGGCACUGGUAUAUUAUUUAAAGAAACAAUCCAGACACAAUAACCACUACAGCACUUUAUGGUGCCAGUACUGCAUGAACAGUAGUAUGUGUGUAUGGGGGGCAGUGUGUGUGUGUAUGGGGGAGUUAUUGUGUCUCUGUGGGGGCAGGAGGGCAAAUAAAUAUAUUAAAACCAUUUUUUUUAAAUUAAAAUAUAUAUCUAUAUAUUAUUAAUUUUAAUUUCCCCCCUCCCUGUUUACCUUUGCCUGGGAUGAAGGACAAUGCUAAUCCCUGGUGGUCUGGUGGGGAAGCCCUUGCGGUCCCAGUGGUGAGAGUGAACUCUAGCAGCCUCAGGAGCUGCUAGAGUUCACUCUCGCGAGAUUUAGAGCGUUGCCGUGGUAACAUUGGCAACGCUCCGAGCUCACGAGAUGAGAACCCGGCAGAGCUAUAGGUUAGAGCUCCCCGGGUCCUCACUGCCUCCCCCGGCUGCCAGCAUUACACUGCUAGCAGGCCGGUGACGGCAAGGCCGGCGGGUCCAUAAGUCGGCGCACCGGCCCUUGGGGCGCUAGAUCAGAGUGACUGGAAGGAGGUGGGCACACAGCGCUCCAUCCUGCCAGGCACUCUGUGUAGUGUGGCCGAGCGGAGCAGUGUGCACUGCGGUACAGGAACUUCCUGUCAGUCUGGCCGGGUACAGGAAACACAAGUUGCUGUACCGCGGUCUGCUCCACUCAGCCACGCUACAAUAAAGGGGACCGGGGGGGAGAGAGGGGCACUAAGGGACGGGUGAAGAGGUGGUAAGGAACACUAUGGGAUGGGCGUUGGUGGAAGAACACUAUAGGGAGGGGGGAAAAGAACACUAUGGGACAGGGGGAGGUGGGGGGCAAAGAACACUAUGGAGGCAGAAAGAGGAACAUUUUGGGGUUGCACUAAGAUACAAGGGAGGGAAGGAAAAAGGGAACACUGGUAAGGGGGGACCCACUAAAAUGGGGGCACAUGGGAAUGGGGGGGUACUAAGACAGGUAAGAGUGGGAGAGAAACAUGUGGACAUGGAGGAGAGAGGUACACGGGGGGGCUGAGUGGGGAGAAAUACACACAGAUGGGCCUGGGGGUGAGCGUUCACAGAGGGGCUGUGGAUGAAAGCGCCACACAGAAGGGCCUGGGUGUAGAAAUACAAAAGGGUCUGGGGGUGAAAGAGACAGAGGGGCUGGAGAAGAGGAAAAAGAGAUAUAGAGGGGCUGGUGGUAAAAGAGAAACACACAAAUAAGCUGGUAAAAGUAAAAGAGACAAAGGUGCUGGGAGAGGAGACACACAAUGGGGGGUUGUAAGAGAUAAACAAGGGAGGUGAUGAUACACAAUGGGGAAAAAUAGGGGAUAAGAUACACUAAAGGGGGCAAGACCUUUAAAAAAGGGGAUAAGAAACAAAAGGUGGGUUAAGGGGCAGAUGCUUUUGGGUGGGUGGGAUGUGUAGCCAAAAUCCUCUAAGCCUGUGUACCUAAAAAUCCUUGCACCAGCCCUGGGUGAGGGAGAUCUCUGAUCUCACCUCAGGUCCUGCAGAGUCAGCAGGGGAGAGGGAAACACAGUUCCCGGUGCUAUGAUCAUAAGAUCAUGGCACCGGGGAAAUAUCUCACGGCGUCCAUGUGUGCACACAGUUUGGGAACCGCUGGUCUAUGCUGAGAGAUGAUUGGUUGGAUUGCUGUUAUUUAUAGUCUGUGCUGAUAGAUGAUUGGUUGGAUCGCUGUUUUUUAUAGUUCAUGCUGAGAGAUUAUUGGUUGGAUUGCUUGCAUUUAUAGUCUAUGCCAGUGGUUCCCAAACUUUUUAGGUCCAAGACGCCCUUAAUAUUUAAAUAUAUUUUCAAGGCACUCCAAGCCAAAAUUUCUAGGUUGUAUAUCUGUACAGCACAGCGGGAUUUACUGGCGCUCUAUUGUAAUGUAUAGUGUUGGUGUUUGAAGGGGUGCCUGUAUAUAGUUCUAGUGUUUUAAUACAGGGGUGUGUUUGUUGUAAUGUUCACUUUUAAAUGCGGUUGUACAUUUGUGUGAAGUAUUUGUAUUUGAGUGAAUGGGUGUGUUUGUAUGUAAUAUUUGUAUUUAAUUGCAAGAGUGUGUUUGUAUGUUGUGCUGGUGACUGCUUGGAGACGCACACGCACGCACAUGCGCACACACCAUGUCCCAGAUACACACACUGACAUAAAAAUACACAUCUCAUUGACAGCCGCUAGAGGUGCUUGCGUGAUUCUCACUGUGAAAAUCACAGUGAGAAGACGCCAGCGUCCAGAGGAAAGCAUUGUAAAUGCUUUCCUAUGAACUGGCUGAAUUUGCGCAAAGCUCCUGCUGCGCAUGCGCAUUCAGCCGAUGAUGUCGUUAUGAAGGAGGAGAGGAGGAGGAGAGCUCCCCGCCUGGUGCUGGAGAAAGGUAAGAUUUUAACCCCUUCCUCUCCCCAGAGCCCGGCGGGAGGGGGACCCUGAGGGUGGGGGCACCCUCAGGGCACUAUAGUGCCAGGAAAAUGAGUAUGUUUGUUUUCCUGGCACUAUAGUGGUCCUUUUAAAUAUAUGUCCUGGUCCUGCUGCUGGUGGGAAUGAGAGGUCUGGAGCAGCUCCUGGAGUGCUCCUCUCCCCUCAUGCUGCGGCUGCCUCCUCUCUCUCCCGCCCUCUCUCCCUGCAUGACGCUGGGAAGAAUUGACAGGCUGUCACUUCCUCACUACAGGGGCCUGGUCGCAGUCUUAAAGGACCUCAGAACUCAACGGGGCCCAAUUUAGCAGUUAUGUUUCCCCGGUGCUAUAAUCAUAGCACCAGGAAAACAUUCCGCAGCACCCCUGUGUGCCCAUCGCAGCACCACAGGGCGCCGUGGCACACAGUUUGGGAACUGCUGGUCUAUGCUGAGAGAUGAUUGGUUGGAUUGCCUUUAUUUCUAGUCUAUGCUAAGAGAUGAUUGGUUGGAUUGCCUUUAUUUCUAAUCUAUGCUGAGAGGUGAUUGUUGUCACCAGCUGUACCUGUGCAUUCCUCCUCUUUGCAGCUAUUGAGAUUAAAAAAAAAAAAAAUUGCAAAUAGAUACUUUGUGGUAAAAUAAACAAUAGUUUGACAUUAAAGGAAUCCUAUAGUGCCCGGAAAACAAAGCCGUUUUACUGGCACUAUAGGAUUAAUAGGUCCCACCCUCUCGAAGGGCUUAAGGGGUUUUAACCCCUAAUUUAAUUCCCUGGUGGUCCGGUGGUGAUAUCCGGUCUGAAGCUCCGUAGUGUUGUGCAGAGCUGCAGACCAUGUAUAUUGCGAGACCCGGUCAGAGCGUUGCCAUGGUAACCUGUGGCAACGCUCUGAUUGGCCAGAUCUUGCCAGACACAUGGUCUGCAGCACUGCGGAGCUGUAGAUCAGCGGCCAAGGGUGCUCUCCAUCACUGCCUGGCAGCCAGUAGGGGCCUUGAACCCGGCGGCAUAUCGAGCAAGCCGCCGGGUCCCUUCCUGGUGUCAGGUCCUUGGUCACUGACCGAGGGCCCGACAGUCUGCCCUAAGGUUUAGGCGGCCGCGAGGCCUUUGGAUUCCGGAAGCCCUCUAGUGGCUGUCUGGUAGACAGCCACUGAGGGCAGACUUAGAGCUGCAAUGUAAACAUUCUAGUUUCUCUGGCACUAAGUGCAAAAGGGACACCACACCCAGACCACUUCAAUGAGCUGAAGUGGUCUGGGUGCCUACAGUGUCCCUUUAAAUAUGACUGUCCUUUCCUGUUAAAAAAAAGAAAGUAGAUUGUACCUAGUAGCCAUUAUAAAUGUUUUAUUCCGUACUGCCUUUUAAAUUAAGAUGUGGCUUUUAGACUUAUGUCUGUCCCCGCCUGUAUUUUUACCAGCUUCCUGUUUGACCUGGAAGAGGAAUUUGAGAGCGAUAUGUACAACUUCCAGGUGUGUAACGUGGUGAUAACCCAUGUUCCGAAUUUUCGCAAAGUCUACCUGCCAUACGUCACCAACCAGAGCUACCAGGAAACGACCUACCAGCGGUUGCUGUAAGGGACACUUCUCUUAUGGGUUUAUGGGCAAGGGUUGUGCUACUUGGAAUUUGUUACUGGAUUAUUGUAAUGUCAUCUGAUUUUAAAGGAAAACUGUCAUUUUUAUUCUAAAAAACAAAAGGUAAACAUGUUACUCCAAGAAUCCUAACACAGUCUGAUGUAGAACCUGCUGUCGUGAUUAUGGUGCAAGGGGUACUCUGGCCCGCUCCCUAUUUGUCAUCUUACCUAGGUCCCUGGUGGGCUCCCUGGCGACGAGCUCUGGCUUCUGCAGAAGCUUAUUUAGUUGCCGUUCAUUCGCUGAGCGUAUCAGUUGACCGUUCUCAGCCAGUGAAUGCUACACUAUGUAUUAGCCAGCCUGGAGCUCUUCCUAUGGACUGGUCAAUAAUGCCCCAAUAACACUACCUCUGUUUGAAUUACAACUCUAGCAGUGAAGAGGUUAAAUUCCGUAUGAAAUAUGCUGAAAUGCUGCACAUACAGACUCCGGCUACCAUGACCACUUCAAAUCACUGAAGUGUUUAUGGUGCUUGGAGUAACCCUUUAAAGGUAAAUACCAGAAGAGUGGCCAUGUUUAAGGUCUCUUUAGUUGACAAAUAUCCAAAUAAAGAUUGUGCACAACUUGGCAUCAGGAUGCGUGAGUGCACUCCAGGUUUGUGGAGCGAUUUUUUUUUUUUUUUUUUUUUUUUUUUUUUUUUUUUUUUUUUUUUUUUUUUUUUUUUUUUUCUGAUCAAGAAUUACACUGGAAAUGAUCUGUGUUGGGUUGUGAGACCGUUUAUAAAUACAGGCAUGAAUAAAUGGUGACUAAAUGUGUUUAUAGCAAGCAUAAACACAAUUAAAGGAAAAGAACCACAGGUUGUGGCAAAUUAAAAUUAUGAAAAAAAAAAAAAAAAGUCCAACCGGAUAAUGUCCACAAUUUUCAAUGUCCAAUAUUAUUCAGUAGCACUUUAAAUCUGCUUUAAUCCCAAUGUCAUGCGAUAUACUUAAUCCAGAAUUGCAUAUAUCCAUGAUACAACAGUGCAUAUGGUAGUAUGUUUCUCGAAGAGAAAAAUAAAAAACAAUAGUGUAAUACUGUAACACAGUGCUUAGGUGUAAAAGUGAUCUGUAUUACACUCACAAUGAAGGAGCUAGCCUCAUGAACUCAAUAUUCAAGCAGACAGAGGUAUAAAUCCCCAGCUACGGAUAUCUUGUGACUCUGCAGUCUUCAGUAUCAUGAAUACAUGUAAUAGAAGGAACAAAAACAAAUGGUGCUCUCCGUGUAAUUAAAAUGAGAUUGGAACAAUAAAAAGGCUGUACUGACAUUUGAUUGAGCAGUGGAAUCUGCUCAAAUUAAUCAGCAUUGGUGGUAUGACUCCCACCGAGAAUUAGAAGUUCUCCGACAAUAGUGUAGUUGUAAUGUAGUGUAGUUUAGUUUAGUUAUACACACGAAAAAGCCAAUUUGUAUGGUGAAACGCAUUGUGGAUAUUAUUGGAAACCAUUUUAUUGGUUAUUUAUUAAAGUAUUUUUGGUCUAUACAUCCUGGUUACUUGACCAUAUACUUUCUAGAUAAUCUUUAAGCUUUUUGUUCAUAAGUGUUUUGGUUUUCCUGUUCCUGGCACUACAACUUCAUUAUUGGCAGAGAACUUCUAAUCCUUGCAUUUCAGUUAUACGGAGAGCACUAUUUGUAGUCCUCAGUAUUGUGAAUACAUGCAAUAGAAGUCACAAAAUAUCAGUAGGUGGGGAUUUAUACCUCCAUCUGUUUGUAUAUUGAGCUUAUGACGAUAGCUCCUUCAUUGUGAGUGUAAUACAGGUCACUUUUACACCUGAGCACUGUUACAGUAUUACGCUAUUGUUUUUUUAUUUUUCUCUUCGAGAAACCUAGUACCACGUGCACUGAUGUACACACAGUUGACUGUUGCCUAUCAAGGAUAUUAUGCACUUCUGGAUAAAGUAUAUCGCAUGACAUUGGGAUUAAAGCAGAUUUAAAGUUCUACUGAAUAUUAUUGGACAUUGAAAAUUGUGGCCAUUUUUUUUUUUCUUCUAAUUUUCGUUUGGUGCAGCCUGUGGUUCUUUUUCUCUAGUUCUAGUUAAGUUUGAGAGAUGGCUAUUUUAUUGGGGCUUGAAUGAGACAUUUAAAGUAGAUGGUAAUUCGAUCUGUAAAAUUAAAUUGUAAUGUUUUAUAUCAGGAGCAGAAAUCCGCGGUUCCAGCAGGUUUUGUCAAGACUGGAGAGUCAUGCUGUUUGCCAGAGACUGAGCCUUAAAUCCUUUCUUAUUCUGCCUUUCCAGAGAAUAACGCGACUUCGACUCCUGCUGCAGGUUCCUCUUCCCACAUUCUGUUAUUCUCUCCAUUGCCUUUUACUGUCAUUAUUCACCCAGAUUUACCACUAUUCUCCUCUCUGCUUUUCCUUUCUACGAUUUGCUGCCGUAAGUCUCUGUCAUUCCUCUUCUGGAUUUUGCUGCCAUUGUAUUCUCCAGCACUCUUCCUCUGGAUUUGCUCUACUCUCUCAGUCCGGUUGUCUAAUGCAUUUGCUAUUAUUCUCGGCUUUUCCUUUUCCAGAUUUGCUGCUGUUCUUUUCUCCCAUGUGUUUUUUCCUCUGCAUUUGUUGCCAUUAUGUUACCCAGUGCAUUUCCUUUUCUAGAUUUGUUGCCAUUAUUUUACCCGGUGCAUUUCCUUUUCUAGAUUUGCUGUCAUUAUGUUACCCAGUGUCUUUCCUUUUCUAGAUUUGUUGCCAUUAUUUUACCCAGUGCAUUUCCUUUUCCAGAUUUGUUGCCAUUAUGUUACCCAGUGCAUUUCCUUUUCUAGAUUUGUUGCCAUUACUUUACCCUGUGCAUUUCCUUUUCUAGAUUUGCUGUCAUUAUGUUACCCAGUGCAUUUCCUUUUCUAGAUUUGUUGCCAUUAUGUUACCCAGUGCAUUUCCUUUUCUAGAUUUGUUGCCAUUAUUUUACCCUGUGCAUUUCCUUUUCUAGAUUUGCUGUCAUUAUGUUACCCAGUGUCUUUCCUUUUCUAGAUUUGUUGUCAUUAUUUUACCCAGUGCAUUUCCUUUUCCAGAUUUGUUGCCAUGUUACCCAGUGCAUUUCCUUUUCUAGAUUUGUUGCCAUUAUGUUACCCAGUGCAUUUCCUUUUUUCUAGAUUUGUUGCCAUUAUUUUACCCGGUACAUUUCCUUUUCUAGAUUUACUGCCAUUAUUUUGCCCAGUGCCUUUCCUUUUCUAGAUCUGCUGCCAUUACCCUACUCAGCCACCUUUCCUCUUGUAGAUUUGCUAGUCUUAUUCUCUCUGCCGCCUUUCUUUACCAGAAUUUGUGACUUGUUUUUCUGUCUGAUGUCCUUGCUAUUCUGUAUUUGCUUAGGAUUGGUUGUUUCCUGUAGCCCAAUAAAGGUUCUCUCUCAAUCCCUCUCUCCUUUCACAGAAUAUAUUGAAACGUUCUGCCCCUGGCUCUAACGAGGAGUUACAGGCCACAGAAGCUCACAAUGCUCUGGAAGAGGUGAGAAAACAAAUGACUUUGUAUAUCAUGGAGCAAAAAUAAAACGUUCGGACUUGUCUUGAGGGUUUGUGCAGGGAAGUAACUCCCGUGAGCGAGCACAUAGCAACAACAUUGUAGAGUGUUGUAUGAUAACUGUGCGAACUCUAAAUAUGCACCCUACAACAUAAAUAGUGCAACAAUGGACUAUUUAUUCUAACGUUAUUCCAUACAUUUGAUGUUCUGCAUAAAUUAAAUUUUUUUAGGCAUUUUUCUAAAAAUAGAGAACUUACAAUGGAAACCAUAUUCUUGGUGACGGAGCCACCUUUUUUACUUUAAAUACACAAAAAGAAGUCCUGCGCUCAAACUCCUACUACUCCUUCGGGGCAACAACGACCAUAGUACACAUCAGCCCUAAUACCUAUAAUAAAAAUACAAAGAAAAAAGUUACCUUUGCACUUCCCAAAUCCCUUACAUAUUUACACAAAUGGAGGUCAUUUAGUUUUCUUCAAUGGCCAUUAGAGGGAAUGUCCACCUGUCACGUCAAGGUACACUUCUCAGGUGGGUCCUACACUGACUAUUCACCUUGCUUCAUUGAGCUUCUGGCAAAGAGAUCUCUAAUGAGACAGAGAGGGAUUUUUUUUAUAAACCCCUACAUACUUAUUAACCCUUAAUAGGGAACACAUGGGGUGGGUGGCAGCAUUGUAACAUAGCUGUGUAAUCCAAAAGUGAAUACAAAUGCACAAAAAUAAGUACUGCGCCCAAACUCCCAUCACUCCUGGGCGGCAGCAAUGGCCAUACCACACAACAGCCCCACAUACAGUAAAAAUCAAAGAGACUUUGCCUCUUUUGUUUUAUGUACAUCAUCUUUAAUAAGGGUUAUUAUAUCCCAAAAUCCUCACCUUGUUAGCAGCAUAUGUUAUGAUGUUCUUGAUAUUAAAUAAUUUAUUCUACUCCUAUCAUGGAACGUGAUCAUUCUGAUCUGCGGAAGGAGGGCAGAAUUUAUAGAAAGGUCAAAUUUCUCUUAGGAUUCAAUGUCAUUUCUUAGGGUUCCCUUAAGUGAAAAAAGUACUGUAAGAUACACGUUGUCUGUACUUUGUAAGGGAACUGACCUGCAAAUUGUUUUUCUUCUUGUCUCACUAUUAUGGACCUUUUCAGCUUAUACGGGAUUGCAACCAGAGUGUUCAGAGGAUGAAGGACACAGAGGAUCUGAUACUGCUUAAUAAGAAGAUUCAGUUUGAAUGCAAGGUGCGCAACAGGCUGGAAAGGUUGGUGGGUGCAGGGGUUAGUUAAAGAUUCAAGUGGUCCCAUCUAUUGCAAACAAAAGGUUUUUUGGAAACCUGUAAAUAUAUUGUGUAAGCCUCCUGGAACUUAAAAGUUUCUCUUCCUUGAGAAAUAUGAGUUAUAGACCCAGUGUGGAAUAUUAUCUGCUAAAACAAAAAUGUUAGUUUUGAUGCCAUUCUGUUUUUCAGAUAUUUCCCCUCAUCUCCCAGUCUCGCCGGCUGGUAAAACACGGGGAGGUCUCUCUUUUGGAAAUCCAUGCUUUCUCAAUCAAAUGGAAGAUGACCGCCAGACCUGUCUACUUGCAUCUCUUUAAUGACUGUCUCAUGCUGUCUCGCUUGAGAGAGUGAGUCUGAAUCAUUGUAUUAGUCCAUUUGUAUGAUCCAACUCUCAAUGAACUCUUCUGUGAUUUCCAGUUGGUCUCUGAUUUUCUGAAUGCUUGCAUAAAAAACACCCUUUUUUCUUAUUCUUUGUAAAUAUAACGAAACUAAAUGUUCAUUGCCUAUGUUUGUGAGCCAAUACAAUCCAUUUAUAUUGCACUGUUUAUAUCCUUACCCUCGUAAAUAUUUUAGCCUUUUUUUUUUUUUAAUAAAAGGGGUAAAGUGCCAGUGGCAUUCUUUAAGUCUUGCUCUGUAUUCUUACUGGCUGCCACAGAUCCACCAUGGGUUCAGAAAAAAGGUCCCUGUCCUGAGGUUAGUCGCUGGUCCAUGUCUGGUUCUCCACUAUUUUUCUAAGACCUUUUUAGAUGUCUGGAACUGUACCACCAAUCUAUGAGGUGGUAGAGUAACAAUUACACCUUCCGUCAACAGUGAUUGUCGCCUCUCUUCUCUCUAGUAAUAGCCGUUUUGUGGUGUUUGAUCAUGCCCUGUCGUCGGAUAUUCGCGUGGAAAGGUGUGAGAUGAAAAUACACGGACCUCAGAAGAAUUCAUUCCGCAUCUUCCUAAAAGAAAAUGCUGCUGGGACUCGUGACACCACUUCCGUGGGACGAGAGAGUUCUGGAGAUGGCAAAGAGACUGAAUAUAUCUUCCGUACGGAAACCCAGUAAGGAAAUUCAAUUAUUAUGAUGAAACUGUAAUUACAAUCAGUGACAUAAAGAAAUGAUCUAUAUACAAACAAAUUUCCACAGCGUCACCGCAUGGUGUAUAGUGUGGUAAAACACGUAUCUUCUGAAUGUACAGCUUCCCCUAGGGAUAUGGGUCAAUCCAGCUAUAGGGAAAUAAAAGAUAACACAGUGCAACUCCGUAUGAUACUUUUAUCAUAGUAGUAUGUGCCAAAUGGGUCAUACUACUAUUAUAAAAGUAUCAUACGGAGUUGCACUAUGUUAUCUUUUAUUUCCCUAUAGUUGGAUUGACCUAUAUUUGUAUUUAUGUAUUUGUGGAAGAUUUGAGGAGAUCUUCGGGUUUAAAUCUACAACUUAGAGGGAAGUUAUUCAUAUUUUUCAUUCACUGAAGGCACUUGGUGUUUUAUACUAUAUUGGUGAAAUUCUAAUAUCACAGAGUGAUAUAGUGAAAGAGUUUGCAUUUUUUUCCCCUAGGGAUAUCCCAGAUAUUAUCCAAAAUUAGUAUGUCGCCUUAAAGGGACACAGCAUCGCCACGCCUGGGUGCAGUGUCUCUGUGCCCCUUAGUCCUGCAAUGUUAAUUAUUGCAGUUUUAGAGAAACUGCAAUGUUUACAGCUUCUAGAGGCACUACCUGCUUGCUAGGUUACUUUUGGUCGCCUGAAGUCAUCCAGAGUCCGAGAAAAUCCCAUAGGAAAGCCAUAGGAAAGCAUUGCAGCAAUUCUUUCCUAUGGGGAGAGCCUAACACUCACUAUGUGCAUGCACAUUAGCCACCCCCCAUCGGGUAACGUCCGAGGAGGCAGAGCGCCUAACCAGCGUUAAGGAAGAUCAGCAUUGGAUUCGGGUGAGUACAGUAAGGGUAUAUUCCAUAUCUCUUUCACCUCUGAUAGUAUUCAUUGGAAAGGACUCUGAGAUGUUCCAAAACAGGCAAGAAUUUAUUUGUAUAAAAUUAUUACAAAAAUAAGUGAGUGGUCCUACAUGUUUCGACCCGCAAAUGGGACUUCCUCAGAGGCCCAAAAGUAAAAGAACAUAAAACAAAUCAUAAAAGCCAAACCUUUUUUUUUUUUUUUUUGCUAUAUCUAAAUAAGGGGAUAAAGAUGCUAGUGAUUACCCCUGCCUCCACCCUUGGCCAGCGGAUUAGAGUUAUAAUUCUAAUAAAUGCGGCAGGUGGCAGCUACUAAUAAAUUAUAGAAGUAGGUGGACAUUCUAUUGUCCAGCCCACCAGGGUGACUAGGGGUCCUCAUGCCUCUAGCUACCCCCAAUGAAAAAAAACCUACCUACCGUUCUCACAUAUCAUAGUGAAGGGGCCCUACAAACUCCCCGUCCCCCCCAAAAAAUAACAAAACAAUAUGUGUGUGUGUGUGUGUGUGUGUGUGUGUGUGUGUGUGUGUGUAUGUAUGUAUGUGUAUAUAUAUGUGUGUGUGUGUGUGUGUGUGUGUAUAAUCUCACGCUGUUGACAUAUAAAGAAUAAAUAGACAUGUUAAAAUGCGUAGAAUAAUAUUUGAAUCCUGUCUGUAAUAAAAGGAAUUAUUUCCAAUGCUAUAGGAAAAUCUAGAAUUGUAUUUCGAACAGGGGACAUAUCUUAAAAUACGGCCUAGAUUGUAACAAGAUAAAAAAUAAUUUACCUGUAAAACUGACUGGGGAUGAUCAUGAGUGAUAUUUCAGUUAUCCAUCAUAACAUCCUUCAGGGUUUUUCUGAAUGGCAUUUAAAUUUUCUGCCUUUGACAUUCUCAUCAAAAGAAGCUAAAAAAAUGGUCUGUGGGAGAAAAACAAAACAAAAUAAAAAACUAAGAAUUCUCCAAAAAAAAAAAAAAAUUACAGAUGAAAAAUUUGUAAUACUUCAAAAUGUCCACUAGAUGGGGAAAGUAAAAGGGAAGACUGCCUAGUUUUUAAUAAAAUCUUAAUCUGCCCAUUUAAAGUCAUUCAAUUAAAAAUGGAGUUGAAAGGAAAUAAUAGCUUAAGAAAAUAUAAUGUGAGAUAUAAAAAAAAAAAAAAUUAUAUUUAUAAGCACUGGAACUAGGUAAAAAUUUUUUAAAAACACCGUAAUGAGCCUUCUGGACAAAAUUAAAAAAAAAAAAAAAUACAGAAAAAUACCUGAUUUUAUGUGAUCAAAGUUUGGUUUGCUCUGAUUGGACAGCUGAAAGCCGAUCGCUUGAAAACCAAACUAGAUGAUGAGGAAGCCUUAUACAUGUGUAGAGAGUUUGAUUGGUAAGACUGAUCAUGACACCAUCUUACUGGUUGGAAGUACCCCUAUAUGUCUGUAAAAACUGCCCCAAUCCAGGCCCAGAUUCCCCAAGUAUUUACAUUCCCUGUGCUUGCAAUGCUCUAUGUAUGCUGUGUGUGUGAGGUGUAUUUUCAGCCUCAUCUCGUUAUUCAGUAUUUAAAACAAAAAUACGUAUUUUAUUGCCCGUCGCCUGCUUAACUUUCAGGGAUGGGGUAAGAACUCGGUUGGACAGGUAGGGAUUCUUGUCAUUCAUCGCACACCAGAGGUUAUGAUUCAAUAAGCAGAGAUUGUGGUCUACACAUGUUGCAGCAGAUGUCUCCCACCAGUCUGGCAGAGAGUGAUCUGCCCUCAUUGCUACAGUGAACCAGUGCAGGGCCAGGCAGGUCGAUCUUUGAUACUGGGGCUGCAGGGUACCCCUUAAACGUAACCCUGGGAUAUAUGUACAUCGAGCUGAAAACCAGGGUCAGUCUGAAAAUAAAAUGUUGUGAAUCCUUUAUAUCUCACGUUAUAAAUAACAUAGAAAUGUCAGAGUAACACAACACACCGGUUUAAUUUAUUCACUAAAUAAUGAAUAAAAUUGUUAUAGUCCGUUUGGCUGUUUUGGUAUAAAUAUUGCAAUUCUUUUUUCAAUUUGAUGUACAAUACUAGUGGAGGUACCCACCCUGUGCUGUGUAUCGGUACAAUAUUAGGGGACCUUCUCGCCCUGUGCAGUGUAUCUGUACAGUACUAGUGGAGGUUCCCGCCCUGUGCUGUGUAUCGGUACAAUACUCGCUCUGGACAAUACUAGGGUAUAUUCUCACAACUUACACUAAAUAUGAGAGUGGCUAGUACUAUAAACAUUAGCUUUGCCCUCUUCAAACAGUUGUACUGCAUGCUGGUGGUUUAUAAUUUGGUCAUUUUUCUAUCUUCAAUGCUUAAGUAUAAAUAGAUUUUAUGGUCAGUGAUGGGAGCUAGGGGUUUGAUUCCCAUAGAAUGAGGUCCAAUAGAAACAAUUCAACAUGGCACCUGGCAAAAUAUAGAAACCACUCUUAUUGAACAAAUAUACCCAUUUUACGUGUUACCAUGUAUUUUACUUGAGUUUUAACAAUGACUGACAUAUGUUCUCUCUCAGGAGCCAGAAACUGAGGUGGGUCAUGGCUCUCUCGCCCCCAAAGGAGGAGACAGACGUUCUAAAGUAUCAUGGUGAGUGGGAUCGAGGCACAACAACUGGUAUUGCUCCAUUCCAGAAAACUAGUUUAAUUAAUUAGGAAAUGUUCCCUUCAAAAGCUGUGAGGGCAGAGGACUGUUCUCUCCUUCUACUGUUAUGUGCACAUUGGAAUAUUCUCUCCCUCCUCCUCCUAUAGUGAGGAUACAUUGGAAUAUUCUCUCCCUCCUCCUCCUAUAGUGAGGAUACACGGGAAUAUUCUCUCCCUCCUCCUCCUAUAGUGAGGAUACACGGGAAUAUUCUCUCCCUCCUCCUCCUAUAGUGAGGAUACACGGGAAUAUUCUCUCCCUCCUCCUCCUAUAGUGAGGAUACACGGGAAUAUUCUCUCCCUCCUCCUCCUAUAGUGAGGAUACACCGGAAUAUUCUCUCCCUCCUCCUCCUAUAGUGAGGAUACACGGGAAUAUUCUCUCCCUCCUCCUCCUAUAGUGAGGAUACAUUGGAAUAUUCUCUCCCUCCUCCUCCUAUAGUGAGGAUACACGGGAAUAUUCUCUCCCUCCUCCUCCUAUAGUGAGGAUACACGGGAAUAUUCUCUCCCUCCUCCUCCUAUAGUGAGGAUACACGGGAAUAUUCUCUCCCUCCUCCUCCUAUAAUGAGGAUACAUGGGAAUAUUCUCUCCCUCCUCCUCCUCCUAUAGUGAGGAUACAUGGGAAUAUUAUCUCCCUCCUCCUCCUAUAGUGAGGAUACACAGGAAUAUUCUCUCCCUCCUCCUCCUCCUAUAGUGAGGAUACACGGGAAUAUUCUCUCCCUCCUCCUCCUAUAGUGAGGAUACACGGGAAUAUUCUCUCCCACCUCCUAUAGUGAGGAUACACGGGAAUAUUCUCUCCCUCCUCCUAUAGUGAGGAUACACCGGAAUAUUCUCUCCCUGCUCCUCCUAUAGUGAGGAUACACGGGAAUAUUCUCUCCCUCCUCCUCCUAUAGUGAGGAUACACGGGAAUAUUAUCUCCCUCCUCCUCCUAUAGUGAGGAUACACGGGAAUAUUCUCUCCCUACUCCUAUAGUGAGGGUACACGGGAAUAUUCUCUCCCUCCUCCUCCUAUAGUGAGGAUACACGGGAAUAUUCUCUCCCUCCUCCUCCUAUAGUGAGGAUAUACGGGAAUAUUCUCUACCUCCUCCUCCUAUAGUGAGGAUACACGGGAAUAUUCUCUCCCUACUCCUAUAGUGAGGAUACACUGGAAUAUUCUCUCCCUCCUCCUCCUAUAGUGAGGAUACACAGGAAUAUUCUCUCCCUCCUCCUCCUAUAGUGAGGAUACACGGGAAUAUUCUCUCCCACCUCCUAUAGUGAGGAUACACGGGAAUAUUCUCUCCCUCCUCCUCCUAUAGUGAGGAUACACGGGAAUAUUCUCUCCCUCCUCCUAUAGUGAGGAUAUACGGGAAUAUUCUCUCCCACCUCCUAUAGUGAGGAUACACGGGAAUAUUCUCUCCCUCCUCCUCCUAUAGUGAGGAUACAUGGGAAUAUUCUCUCCCUCCUCCUCCUAUAGUGAGGAUACACAGGAAUAUUCUCUCCCUCCUCCUCCUAUAGUGAGGAUACACGGGAAUAUUCUCUCCCUCCUCCUAUAGUGAGGAUACACGGGAAUAUUCUCUCCCUCCUCCUCCUAUAGUGAGGAUACACGGGAAUAUUCUCUCCCUCCUCCUAUAGUGAGGAUACACGGGAAUAUUCUCUCCCUGCUCCUCCUAUAGUGAGGAUACAUAGUUAUUCUCCUUCCUCUUAUGUUCCACAAUAACAUUUGUCAUUCAGUAUAUUUUAGAACAGUAGUUCUGUGGAAUAAUCUCCCACCCUCUAUUACUGGGUAGAAUAGUAAUAUUUUUGUGUUCUAGGCCUUUCACAGAUGCAGUGUUUAAAAUCCUACAAAGCAAGAGAAAAUGAUGAGCUUUCACUGGAGAAAGCGGAUGUUAUUUUGGUGACGCAGGAAUGCGAGGACGGUAAGUCUCUGCACUGAUUUUUACCGAAAUUAAUAGAAAAAGUAGGACGAGAGUGAAGGUUCUGCAGACCCUUAAAAUAAAAUGUUAAUUUCCCUCCUCCCCCAAAUUGUAAUAAAACCAGUUUGUCUCAAACCAUCUCAGUUCUGUGUAAUUUUUUUUUAUUUUAUUUUUUGUGUUUUUUUUUUUUUUUUAACUGGAAUAAGUGACUGCAGUUAUUUAAGUUUUCACUAGGAAACUGUAGAUGUAGAAUCCUGUAAACUGGUAAAAUACUCUUCCCUUCCCAAUUAAUUCCCAAUAGUUUAAAUAUAGAGAUAAGUAACACAAUAUUUAAAGCGGCACUGUCCCUCACUCAGGAUCUGUUCUUCAGGUUUCCUACGCCUUCUAUCUAUGACCAGUGGAGGAGCAAAGUAUGAUUCGUUUCCUGUGGUCAAAGACAUUUUCCCACAAUUCUCACCUUUCCUCCAUGUUCUCACGAUGUCUCCUUUCCGUAUUCCCGAACGCUGGCAAAACUACCGAAUUUCGCCCUAACAGAAUAAGAGCAGUUCGUCCAUUUGUGUUGGGAUGAAAUUCAGGACUUUUGUUCGAUUUGAAACUUAAUCAGGGCGCUAUCUACCAAAAGACUGAAAGACCAAGAUGGUCUUUUAGCCAACUUUACUAAUACCAAGUAAAAAUUACUUGGUAUUAGUAAUUAAUCUGCCCCUACUCGCUAUAUCGCGAGUAGGGACAUGUCUAGUAAAUCGUGAGCAGCCUGUGGGUGGGGGUGCUAAAUGUGAAAAUAUCCCCCCCAGGUAACUAAGGGUUCCCAAACCCCUAGUCACCCCCCCACCUAAAUAAGAUAAAGUACUACCUACCCCCCUCACCCUAAAAUAGUGUAGGGGGAGUCCAUAAAUCUAAAUCCCUGUAAAUAAAUAAAUUAACAUACUUAUUUGAUGUUGUCUUUUUUUUUUUUCUACAUCCUUUUUUUAUUUUAUUUUUUUAGCCCCAAAAAAGGCCAAAUAAACCACCACAAUACCCGAAUAAAAAAAAAAAGCGCAAAAAAAAUUAAUCCUCCUUCAUCCAGCGAGGACAUGGCGCAGACUGAGCUCCGCAGGGUGCUCAGAGCACUCGGAUUGGUUUAAGCCAACUAAUCACAGUGCUCUGACAGGUAAAUGAAGGUAAGUCUAUACGUUUACCUGUCACAGCAAUCUGAUUGGUUGGCUUGGAAUCCAACCAAUCAGAGUGCUGAGUCAUUUUACACAGCGUGGGAAAGUUCUUUUGAAUUUUCCCAUGCUGUGUAAUUUGACUCAUAACCCUCUGAUUGGCUGCUUUCAAAAAAGCCCCCACCUGUUCAAAUGCCCAAGUGUUUAACUGGGCAUACGCGGGAAAUUCACAGCGCUAUCUAGUGUGGAAAGAUGACAUGUCCCACAGGGACUUCAUCUGCCCACACAAAGAUGGUGGCGCCCAGGACCUAGGUCCAGGCAGAAAAUAGAGAUAAAAAAAUAGGUAAAAUGGGGGGCCUAAGGGCAUUUGUUGUGACUAGGGGAUCAAUUAGAUUUAGUGGAGUCGGGAGAGGGGUUUAGAAGAAAAAAAAAAAGCUGGAUUCGGCCAUGACCGUGCCACUUUAACAAAGGUGUUUGAAAAAUAAAAUGGAGGAUUCCAGUUAAUGCUAUAAGCCCCACCCAUUGCAACUGGGAUACAGCAUUCAGAAAAGGGAGAAAUUAAAUCAUCUUCCUCUCCUAAAUCUGCAUUGUGUGCCCUGGCUGUGCCUUGUCUGACCUGGAUUGUGAAAUGAUUUGUUUAAUUUUUAAUAUACAUUGUGUCUGUCUUGUGCCCCAGGAUGGCUUCACGGCGUACGUCUCUCAGACAUGCAGUCUGGAUGGUUUCCUCGUUCCCACGUCCAGCCCAUCAGCCGUAAUGCAUGUCUCCGGAAUCUGCAAGAAGAACAGAGGCUUCAGACGGCACGGGCCAAACUGCAGCCAUCUGGCACAAAGUGAUUAUGGUAGACAUUUCAACAGACCUGCUGCAAGAAGAACAGAGGCUUCAGACGGCACGGGCCAAACUGCAGCCAUCUGGCACAAAGUGAUUAUGGUAGACAUUUCAACAGACCUGCUGCCUAAUGUGUGUCUCCAUCUUCCUCCCAUAGGUACCACUGUGUCCCUGUUAUUAUAAGUCCUUUACCUCUCGUGCCUUUCUGCUGUUCCGAUAUGAUGAUUUAAGAUAUUCUUAACUGGAUUGUACAUUUUACAUCUGUUCUAUGAAGAACUACUCUAAGCUCAAACAGCGAUUAUGUAUUUAUAUUUUAAUAAAAAUCAGACUUUACAUACCUUCUGUCAAUGUAUGCUGCAGAUCUUGUGGGUAAUCUGCUGUUUUGGAAUGUAGGCUGAAAACUUACUAAAUUCAACUUUAUUUA